CUUCUUUAUUGUGUGCAAGAGCAUUUUCGGCAUUAUAUCUGCACAUUACAGAUUGCGAUGAAACAUUCAACUAUUGGGAACCGAUGCAUUAUUUACUGCAAGGAGAAGCUAAACCAAACUACAAUAUCAAUUUUCCGGAUUUCCACGAUGAGCGAGUCACGGAUGAGCGUCGAGCAGAUAACGGAUGAUGAGGAUCUGAAACUACAAAGCAAUUCAGUCGAAGAUGCUCGUUCCUGCUCAUCUUCAAUCUUGAACACUCCGGAAAAAGCGGACGAUGGUAGAGAUGAUUACGGUGAUGACGACGACAUCAACGUAACAUUAAUAUCAACGCCAUUCUCGAGAGUGCCAAAACAGCUCCAGGAACAUGCAAUGGAGCAAUCUUGCGGCCCACUUAACGAUAAAAGGAAAAGGUUAAGUGGAGCAGGCCAAAAGCGUCUCAAGAGACUAGUCGAUAGUGGGUACAGCCGCCAGGAGGCAUUCCGAAUGGCUCAAACCCCACAAGAACAAUCCGACGUAACCAAACGUCCCAGGAAUUCCGACUUAAAUGGGUCAAACACUAGUGGCAAUCCUCGUCCACAAAAAAUACGACGUCAGAAUUGGAAAGCUAACAUUCCCUCAGCAUCCACUUCUGUACAGCGGCGCAUCGAUAUGAUUAGACACUCAGGGCAAUCAAGAGGAACUGAGGGUAAGAUGCAACCAUUAUACCGAGAUGUUGUCAGUGGUGUAAAGUUAGGUAUUCUACCAAGAAGCUAUCCUAACAUAGAACUCACCACACAACAAUUAAUAGCUACGCAAAAUGAAAUUUUGAUCAGAGUAGAAAAGCAAAGAAAAGACACUCUAAAACCUAAGUUUGGACACUGUGCGUUCAAAUCGGGCUAUCUGGUGAUCUUUUGCAAAAACCAGGAAACAGCAACCUGGCUAAAAACUAUCGUUCCGUCCCUUAAACCUUGGGAGGGAGCAGAACUAGUAGCAGUAGACGAGAAAGAUAUUCCUCGUCCAGAAAUACUGAUUGGGUUCUUCCCAUGGAGUGCAGAAGACAGUAAUGAGAGAAUUCUUACACUUCUAGAGAGCCAGAAUGAUGGAUUAGCGGUUGAUGCGUGGAGAAUACUCCAACGCAACAUCGUAAAUCAACAUCUGGAAUUAAUUUUUACUGUCGAUGGAGUCUCCAUGAACUCGAUCAAGAGCAGUGAGUUUGUGCUCGACUUCAAAUUCGGGAAUGCACAAAUCAGAAAAAAGUUUCAUAAAAGAAAUCAAACAGAAACGAAGCCAGGCGAAGGAAAAAAACAAUUAAGUGGGGUGUCAGCGCUCAGGAGUAACCCUAGCGUCAUUGAGACCCACGAAGAAACUGGUGAUACUGAAAUGAUCAGUGACAUCCCAGGAUCAAGUGGUGUCCAAGAUGCGGGGCUAAACCCGGAGCAAUCUGCUCGUACCACAAAAGUCGAACUGGCAAAUCAGGGAUCAGCACCGGAGUAUAGAGAAAUAAAUCUCCAUGCUAAUCCAAAUAUUGGCAACCGCGGAGCUAACGUUGGGAAGCAAAGUCUACCACGCCAACGCGGCAACCCAAACAAAAUAAUUCAAUAAAAAUAUAAAAUUUGUUCAAGUGAAUCUUCAUCAUGCAAAGGGGGCAACUGCUGUACUUUGGAGAAGAUUCACAGAAAGCAAACUGGAUGUAGCACUGAUCCAGGAGCCAUGGACUAAUAAAAGUAGGAUACAAGGAAUCCCUACAAAUUCAUAAUUAAUUACAAAAGAUACCGUAGCAAUCAUGAUGGAGGUGCCAACGACCCAUGGCACAACUGAAAUUUGUAUUGCAUCAGCGUACUUUCCAGGAGACAUGGGAGAAGUACCUCCACCGGAGGUUGUAAAUCUGGUCUCUUAUUGUAAGAGACAUAACAAGGCAUUUAUCAUUGGAUGUGAUGCAAACGCGCAUCAUACAGUGUGGAGCAGCACAGAUACCAACC
Molecule: messenger RNA, 1958 nt
Organism: Sabethes cyaneus
Lineage: Eukaryota; Metazoa; Arthropoda; Insecta; Diptera; Culicidae
Product: alpha-1,2-mannosyltransferase ALG9-like
Exons: 3
Coding region: 58-1581 (507 amino acids)
Biological process (GO): protein N-linked glycosylation
Cellular component (GO): endoplasmic reticulum membrane
Molecular function (GO): alpha-1,2-mannosyltransferase activity
Source: RefSeq, a predicted model, not a curated record